Messenger RNA from Scylla paramamosain (green mud crab), 5477 nucleotides. Its product is annotated as oxidoreductase HTATIP2-like. The coding region runs from base 391 to 1059 and encodes 222 amino acids. Gene Ontology annotation, biological process: import into nucleus. The transcript has 5 exons. Gene Ontology annotation, cellular component: cytoplasm. NCBI's taxonomy places the organism in Eukaryota, Metazoa, Arthropoda, Malacostraca, Decapoda, Portunidae. The record is from RefSeq and is a predicted model, not a curated record.
UACCAAAACUUGUACAUUUCACCCUUACAGCCAGUUCUUCAAAAUAAUGUCCAACGAAACACUUGAAAACAGUUAAGGGGAAAGAACGCAGUCCAGCUCACGUCAUUGUUACUCUUCACAAGUCAACAGUUACUUAUCCCACAGGCCGGGAGUAGUAGCUCUCUCUCUCUCUCUAUCUUUCUCUCUCAGGCCCAAAUAGUUCUUCCUCUACGAGGGGCACGAGCCGUUGUAAAGGCGGCGCACGACCACUGAUACACUGUAAACACUGCGGCCAACUGACUGUCAGACCGGGUGCGGGCGUGUUUCCUGUGAGUAUUCGUUACUACACCUCUGAGCCACGCCUUUAGACUGUGGUGCCAGUAGUGAGCAGCAGCAGUAGCACUGUGAGACAUGAGUGGGAUAGUGGCACUGGUGCUGGGAGGCACAGGAGAGGUUGGCCGGGAGUUGGUGCGGGAGCUGAUUGCCAACCCUGCCUUCUCCCGUGUCGUCAUGGUCAGUCGACGGGAGGUGCAGCUUGAUUCAGAUAAAGCAGAACAGAAGAUUGUGGACUUUGAGAACCUCGAUGACUAUAAAGAAGCUUUCCAGGAGGCACAGGUGUCAUUCUGCUGCCUGGGAACCACACGAGGGAAGGCAGGAACCAAGGGGUUUGUGAAGGUUGACCGAGAUUAUGUAGUCCACGCUGCUCGCCUACUGAAGGAAGCUGGCUGUCCUCAUUUCAAUCUGGUCUCCUACAGUGGUGCCAACAAGAAUGCCUUCUUCCUCUACCCUAAAACCAAGGGAGAAGCAGAGUCGAUGGUGACAGAACUUAAUUUUCCACGGCUCUCAAUAUUUCGGCCUGCUCUGCUUCUUUGUGAGCGUGAGGAGACAAGGCCUGUGGAGAAGAUAGCACAGGUUGUUGUUCGAGGUUUUGACUGGCGGAACAAAAUCAGCAUAGGGACAGAUACAGUUGCAAGAGCCAUGGUCAUCAAUGCUCUGGAACCACAGUCACCCACCAAAUCUGAGGAGUGCAAAGUGGAGAUCUUUCAAAACACUGACAUCCUGCGGCUUGGUAUUGACUGAUGGUCCCCCAAGAGUUGCACGUCAGCGUUGUGCCCAUGCUUGGCUAGCAGAGAUGGAGGUGAUGUUUGUGUUUGCACUUUAGGUACCUCAUCACACAAACAGCUGCACUUGGUGUGUAAAAUAUUGAUUACUACCAGUUAAUGGUGUAUAAUUGUUCAAUUUCACAUCCAUUUUACUGAGAGGUUUCUUUGAAAUGUCACUCUUAUUACAGAUGAAGUCAGUUUAUUGCCAAACUCUAUCCCACAUUUGCCUUUAAUCUAGUUUUACUAAGGUUGUGUAUGAAUGCAUAUUGAUUGUAUAAUUGUAUAUUUUGUUGAUUAUAUUUUCAUAUACUGUUGAUUAGUUUUAUCAGACCGACAAUGACACACACACACACACACACACACACACACACACACACACACACACACACACACACACACACAUACACACACACACCAUAUUUUCUGGCAUAUAAGGCAUGUUAAAGAAGUGAUUAAGUAAUUUAAAUCCAGAAGUAUGUGGCUUCAUUUCUAUCUACUAAAAUCAUAUGUUUUCUUCAAUAACAGGUGUCAUUUUGUCAGUAACAGUCAAAGGGUUAAUGACUAAGAAAAUAACCAAUAGGAUCUAAGAAAAGAUAACAUGGUAAGGAAGAUCUUAAUAUCCAGUUUUAGGGACAUGAUAUGGUCUGAUAUGCCAUCAUUUUCAUUUUCCCACAUCUGACAAGUAUGAGCAGUGAGAGGUUGGGGAUGAGAGGCUAGACUGUCUGUGUCCACACUGGUAUUGAUGGCAGCAGUAAUGGUGAUGAGCCUGGGGAAGGCAGUGAGGGGCUAGCACAGUGAUGUUUGCAUGGGGGCUCUUGAUCAGUGGUGAUUUCCAACACCCUUGUGAAAGUGGUCAUCUGUGACACAACACACACACACACACACACACACACACAGGAGGAUUCAUAGCUUUAAAUAUAAAUAUGACAAAUUAACUUUAAAAGACUGAACAUUAUGAGACUGACUCAAUCCUGUAGAAAUAUAAUUAGGUAAGAACACACAAAUUCCUUUGCAUUUUGGCCCACACAGGGGAAUAUGUUCAAUCCUUGGUGCCCAUACUCUGCAAUGGCCACCUGUACAUCACACCUGGGUGGGUCUCUCCAUUUCAUGGCCUGACACCAUAGCUGGUUUGCUCCUCCUGCAUCAUAAGUAAUGCAUUCCUUUUCUGACCCAUUCUGCCAAUCAGACCAGAUUUGGGAGAACCUCCAGUAGAGCUCCUUGAGGCCAAGUUAUCAUUUUAUUCAUUCACAAAUGCUCUCCAUGCAUCCCUUUCAUGUUAUCUGCACCUACUCCUUGCUCCACAGACUCUUAUGAUCAGUGUAUAGUUUCCCAUAACCAGUAUAAAAAAUUUCAUAUUACAUACAUGUAUUGUUAAUGAAUGGUAUUUAUUUCUUAAAUAUCAUUCUGACCAGUUUUGCUUUAGGGUGUGGUGGCACUGGUAGGAGCAGCCACCAGUCAUGGAGUUCAAAGUGGCCUCCUCAGCCAAUCAUGUAUGAGAUGCUUCAAGAAUUAAAUGUUAAUACCAAUAAUAUGAAAUUAACAAAAUGGCCAGAGAGAAGUACUUUUACAUGCAUAUUUCAUUUUCUUAGAUAUUGAUGUUGAGACGCUGCAUAUUGAUCCCUCUUGGAUCCAAUGCCCUGCUGACACUGUUCAUGUACUCCAUUUAUAAUCAAACAUUUUAUUUUAUACCUGUCACACCAAAUUCAGUUAUUUUCUUUACCAGUUACUCUCCUUUUAUUCUUUCCACAUAUAGAGUUGAAAGAUGUGAACAGUUAAAAAUGAGUGAUAUAGGAAUGUGGCAACUCCACCAUCCACUGCAGUCAUCUGUGUCAUUGUGGUGUGAGCUGAGUAGUCAGCCAUGUUGCCUCAAGGUCAUAUUGCUUACUUAUCCAUAUUUGUUGCAUUUUGCUGAUAACUAAAAAGCAUGAUGGUGGAGGGCUAGAAGCCUCUCCCUUUUCUUGCCCAUUCCCAUGAGAGGAAGUCGGAAAAUACUUGUUGGUUGAAAAUAGGAUUUGAUAUAGAUGUGAAUGCAACCAUAAAAUUGACUUAUACUUAGGAGGAAGUGGUGUCUUUUAGGGGGUAAUGAAAAAAAAAGAAUCAAAUUGAUAUACACCUUAGAUAAUCAUGUCUUCUAUGUGCCAGAAAAUACAGUGAUUACAAAUGUUAUUUAAUUUUUUUUUUUUUUUUCUAUGAAUGCAUUAAUGGUUAAAGACCCAACUUUUCCUGAGAAGUGUUAGAUGUGGUGCUACAAAUUAAUGGUGCAUUUGGUACUUUUAUAGGAUCAUGUUUUUUGAUGUCUAGGAACAAGGCAUUGAGCUUAUGUAUGUGAUAUAUUUGUUUGGUAUAUGUCACCCUUUAUAUGUAGGGUAGAUCAAGAAACUUGUGUAUGUGCUUGUGAUUAGGUGUGUAAAAGGUUGCCUUAUUUAUUCUUAAACCACCCUCAGCAAGUGGCCUGAGGGUACUCUGGUUCCUCCAGUGUGUCAUCAGGCAGUCCUGCUUGUUAUUAAUGCACAUUUCAAAAGAUAACAUCCCAGUGGGCAAAAUUCACACAAAUCUCUAACUUAACAUAUAUAUUCCCUUGGCCUUGAUUAAAAUCCAUCAAAGUCCCUAAGGCCCCGUCCACAGGAUUGGCAGACUUUGCCUGUAUACCAGGCAAAGCUUGUAUGUGACUACAUGAGAUUUGUCACCUAUAUCUGGCAGCAAAUGGUCAAAGUACCUGACAAAUUGGUCUUACCUGGUGAUUCUACUUCACCACAGGCACAGGUAUUCUGUCAGAUUUACCCAGAUAAUGGUCAUGAAAUGAGUGUCAGUCAGGCAGUGAUGGUGUGACGGGGCCUUAACCUUCAGGGAGGAGAGGACUGACCAACCUUAUGGUUAUAAACCAUAUACCAUAAACCAUAUAAAUUAUUAUUUUUUAGACUUCUUAUGUGAGAGAGGCUCUAGGGGCAAUAAAACAGGAAAAAAUAAAGUCCACUGAAGCUACCAGUCCUAAGAGAACAAUCCUAAAAUAUUUCCACAAUUAUGUUGUAAAGUGUCUUGAAACUUCCCUUUUGAAAGAGUCAUAGACAGGAGGAAAUAUAGAAAAAGGCAGGAAAUUCCAGAGUUUACCAGUAAAGGGGAUAAAAGAUUGAGAACACUGGGUAACUCUUGCAUUAAGGAAGUAGACAUAAUAUGGAUGAGAAAGAGUAGGUCAUGUGCAAUGAAGCUGUGGAAAGUAAGGAGGCAUGCAAUUAGAAUGGUCAGAAGAGCAGUUGGUGUAAAAAUAGUGAUAGAGGAUAGCAAAAGAUCCUUUUGUAAAAAAAAAAAAAAAAAAAAAAGAAGAAGAAAAAGAAAAAGAAAGACAUUUAAUUGCAGUUGACCACAUGAACUUGUGUCUCAGCUUGUCUUGACCACCUGCUUGGUAAUGGCCAUAUGUGGGACUUCAUGUGUGAGUCUGGAGAUGCUGGCUUGUUGAUGCAUUCUGCAAGCUUUCCCAGAUUUGCUUUGUGGGUGCAGGUGUUGUCUCACCUGCACUUUAGAUGCCUACAGAGCUCACUGAACUUUGUGCUUUCAAAAUCUUCCACAUGCUGACCAUGACUUGGGAAUGUACUUUAUUUAUUUAUUUAUUUUUAAUUGAAGCACAGGAAGCAAAGUAAAUACAAGAAAUGCUGUAAUAUACUAUUGAACUGUGUAAUAUUGUUCAGACUGCUGGAAACAUUUUCGGUUUGAGAAUUGACACUGCUGUGACCCCAUGUCUGGUCAAGUGAAAGGUUUAGGCUUGUUUGAAUUAGAUAUGAAACAGCUACAUGACCUUCCCCUGCUGAGCAACAUUCCUGGUGCCUUUCAUUCACCCUGGUAUUGCCUGGAUGCACAACUGAGCGCUGCCUGACAGGCAUUUGCUUAGUGUCCAUCACUUGGGCAAAUUUGAUGGGCUUCAGUCAAGUAAAAUCACCAGACAAGGCCAUGCCUUUUGUUUUUCUUUUCUUUUUUGCACAUUGUAGCAAUUAUCAUGAACAACUGUCCUGUGACGUGUCAUGGUGAUCGUACUGUGGCAGCAACUGCCAACCACCCAUUAACUACCAGUGGUAGAGUGUGACUGCUGCCACCUAGCACCCUGUGUGUAUGAUGGCACACAGGCUUUGCUCAAGAAACAGGAAAAGUUCACCAGGCACUGUUCACUCAUGUGUAUGGGACCUUAAUCACAUUUAUUCCCAUUAUUACCCUAGCAGAGCCAUGUGAUCUUACUUCCUUAGCUUGAGGCAUACCUUUUUAUCCCAUAAGGCAGCAAAACACACUUAGACCAGCACUUAUGGACACAGCAACAUGUUUUGAAGUGUGAUGUUUGUAUCACUUCAACAUGAAAGAGCAUGGUGAGGCUAAUGUAGGUGUAAGAAAAUAAAUGGGUACCAAUUCACA